This is a messenger RNA of Drosophila willistoni, 1985 nucleotides long. RefSeq names its product zinc transporter ZIP10 (gene Zip71B). Gene Ontology annotation, cellular component: membrane. Lineage: Eukaryota; Metazoa; Arthropoda; Insecta; Diptera; Drosophilidae. The transcript has 4 exons. Bases 121 to 1812 code for a protein of 563 amino acids. Gene Ontology annotation, biological process: zinc ion import across plasma membrane; intracellular zinc ion homeostasis. The record is from RefSeq and is a predicted model, not a curated record. Gene Ontology annotation, molecular function: zinc ion transmembrane transporter activity.
GAGUAAAGUGCGCUUUGUAGUCGCUUUGUAGACGGAUCGCCAUGACGUUAAAAUUAUUGUAGUUUCAAAAAGUAGUUUUUUUUCUAACAUUAAAAGGGGGUUAAGUGUUACGAUAUUUCAAUGGAUACAAAAUCGAUCAUAGUCGUGUUCUUUGUAGGCACACUUUUUAGUGCCUCGCCUGUCCAAGGCUCUACAGAAUAUAAUCGAUAUUUGGGGCAGAUAUUUCAAAAAUAUGGCGACGGUGGGAACAUCAACUUUGAGGGCCUCGAACACUUGAUGUUUAGUUUGGGAUUGGGACAAAUUCAAUUUGAACCUUCGCACACCCUGAAAGAGCAUCGACCCCAGGGCUACAACGAAACGAAAGUCAACUCAAGUGCCAUUGGGCAGCAGACCAAACUUAAUACACCAGGUGAAGAUGCCGCACCUGAUGUGCAAGUAGUGGUCAUCAGAAAUCAUACAGAUGUAACGAGUUCCGUGCCUGACUUCUUGGAAAUACACGAUCCCAAGCAUCGUCACCCCAGAGAAAGCAGAGCAGCACCAGAAGGCGAGCCGUUACCUGCAGCUGGCUGUCUAUCCCCCAAGUCCCUGCUCUCGCUCCUCGUAGAUCACAAUGAUUUACACAAGAAUAAACUAUAUCGAAGAGUAUUUACAAAGGACACAACUAUGGCUGAGGAACGACCCCACAACCAUGAAGAAGAAUACAAUGAGUUUAUUAACUCAGUGCGCAUUACGCCAAAAGCGUUUAUGAAGUUGUGUCCCGCACUUUUAUCCCAAAUAGACAAUGGCGUGUGCAUUCAGCCAGUUCUUCGCACGCAUUAUGAACAGAAUGCCAAAUACAAAAUAUGGAGUACGUGGUUAUAUGCAAGUAUCUCGAUGCUUGUUCUUUCCGUGUGCGGUUUAUUGGGCAUUCUGCUCGUUCCGUUGAUGAAAACAACGUCAUAUCAAGAGAUACUGAAGUUCUUAGUGGCCAUUGCGGUGGGGACUUUAGCUGGUGACGCUCUCAUGCAUUUGCUACCCCAUGCUUUGUUUAAAGAGAAAAAACAUGAGCAAUCUGUCGAUUCGAUGAUCGAAACUGGCCACAAGCAUAGUAGUGAAGCUGCUCUUUUGUGCGGAUGCUGUUUUUUGUCCGCAUUGUUUAUGUACAUGUUGGAAAAUCUGUUGCCUCUAUUGAAGGAUAAUCAGCUGACUCACGGUCAUAGUCAUGGACAUGGUCACUCGCACGCCCACAUGGACAAACCGCAGGAAGCUUUACCGCCACGCGAAUUGAACACCAUGUUGCAGGAGUCCAAGUUGGAUAAGAAAUCACCUGAGCGUCCACUUACGUCCGUUGCUCUCAUGGUCAUAAUAGGAGAUGGACUGCACAAUCUUACAGAUGGUUUGGCAAUUGGAGCUGCCUUUGCUAGUGAUCCUGUUACAGGUUUAGCAACCACUUUUGCUGUCCUGUGCCAUGAACUGCCUCACGAACUGGGUGACUUUGCUUUACUCCUCCAAACAGGGGUAUCGAUUCGUCGGGCUGUUUAUAUGAAUAUUGUAAGUUCAGUUUUAAGUUUUGUAGGAAUGUCGAUAGGAUUAUUUGUUGCUGGAGUCGGCAAUGGUAUGACCCAAUGGAUUUAUGCGGCUACAGCUGGCUCUUUUCUUUAUAUAGCUUUUGCAGAUCUAGUACCUACCAUGAGUGUAGCUCAUAAUCCAAAUAUCGCAAAAGAUCCAAAAGGAAUUCUAAUACAAAUAUUUGGUAUUUUGUUGGGAGGUUUAAUAAUGUUACUGAUAGCAGUGCAUGAGCAUGACUUGGAGGGUUUGUUCAAAAGUUUCUAAUGCACCGAAAUGAAACAACAACCAUUGAAUGUUUUUUUUUUAGGAAUCUCAGUCUUAGAAUUUACAUAAAUUAAUGAUAAAAAUCCCCACCUGGUGAACUGUUUUAAGACCAAUCAAUAGUUGCAACUAAAUGUUAAGCCAGGGAAUACAAUAAAAAAAAAUUCAAAUUCUUA